Messenger RNA from Neocloeon triangulifer, 811 nucleotides. It is a transcript of the gene REPTOR-BP, whose product is annotated as REPTOR-binding partner. Lineage: Eukaryota; Metazoa; Arthropoda; Insecta; Ephemeroptera; Baetidae. The record is from RefSeq and is a predicted model, not a curated record. Gene Ontology annotation, biological process: regulation of DNA-templated transcription. Bases 139 to 549 code for a protein of 136 amino acids. The transcript has 4 exons. Gene Ontology annotation, cellular component: nucleus. Gene Ontology annotation, molecular function: DNA-binding transcription factor activity.
CGUGAGAGAAGGAACAAGCAGAUUGCGUGAGAGGCAGCAGAAAAGUCGACGUGAGAAGUAUUUUCCUGUUCAUCCGAGUGGCAGAUUUACCCCUUUCAACCCGGACAUUGACAUUUGUCAGGAGCCUCUGUGUGGAAAAUGGACUUUGCAGGUUUCGACAUGAUGCAAGCAGACAACGCAGAUCAGGACGGUGCUCGUGGCGAACGAAAAGAGAGUGGAAAGCGGGGCAGGAAGCCAGGGAGGAAGGCAGAAAAAACUGAUAUGCGAGCCAAAUUGGCCCAACAAAUUGUUUUAGAGAGGAGCAGGCAAAGUGCGCGCGAGUGCCGAGCCCGCAAGAAGCUGCGCUACCAGUACCUGGAGGAAUUAGUCGCCGAUAGAGAAAAAGCAGUAUUCGCGCUUCGGGAGGAGUUGGAGAAAUAUAGCCAGUGGAGUAAAGAACUGGCGCAGAACAACGUGCCACAAGGAAUGGAAGAUCUGCUUGCCGAGAUGGGCAUGUCGCAUGUCACUAAUGGAGCGAACGAGUCGUUUGACAUUAAGCCUUCCGUCUGAAUCCUUCACUUUGAGCGUUGUUGAUGUGAUAAUUUCUUUCAUUGAUUUUGAAAUAAGUGUAAAUUUUGCUCUUGAAUUACAAUAAUUAUAUAUUUAAUUUUCAACAAAUUUGGCAGUUACUAGUUGUUGUAAGCCAACAAAAAAUAAUAAUAUAUUUUCAAAAGUUUCAUUGUAAAAAUAACUUUUUUUGCUGCGAAGCACGAACGUAUCUUUAAGUAUAGGGUGUACUUUCAAUAAAUGAAUUGUAUUUUCUUUGUGUUAA